Molecule: messenger RNA, 978 nt
Organism: Panicum virgatum (switchgrass)
Lineage: Eukaryota; Viridiplantae; Streptophyta; Magnoliopsida; Poales; Poaceae
Product: translation initiation factor IF-2-like
Exons: 1
Coding region: 1-978 (325 amino acids)
Source: RefSeq, a predicted model, not a curated record
AUGAGGCCGGCAGCAGCGGUCACGGCCAAUGGCCACCGAGAGCGGCGAGGACAUUCGAUCCCACGCCUAGGUGAGGAACCAAGAAUCGGCCGCAGCCCCCCAGCCACGCUCCGGGGGGAGCAGGUGACGACGGCUGACCCCGACCGCCCAACGGUAGCCACAGAGGAGGGGGAGCGGCGCAGUGCCCCCGCCAGCGCCCACAGGGGACGACCGCGAGCAUCCGCCCUAGGGGAAGCCGAGAGGUGCAAAAAGACGCUUCCAAGGAGGGAGCAACGUCCGCAGACGCCGCCGUCCAAGCUUUCGCCAACACCUUGGCCAAACCCCGAAGGAACAGUAGCAGUCCUGACCGCAACCAGGCAAGCACCUGGCGCCGCCGUGUGCAACACAAGCGUCACGCGCGGCAAGUGCCGUUGCUGCCCGGCCACAUGUGCCGCCACCACGGCGGCCGUCGCGACGCGGCGUCCACACAGCACGCCGGCCGCGAACGCCGCCGAGCCGCUCCUCGCCGCGCUGGACGCGGGCGUCGCGGAGCUGAGCCCCGCCACGCUCCGAUGUAGGCAUUGCCGUGCCAGCCGCGGGCAGACCACGGGAGCUGCGCCACCGCAGACAUGCCCGGCGCUGCCGCCGUGCCCCGACGCGCGGAGACCUGCGCCGGCCGCGAGCGUGCCCCGACGCGCGCCACCCCAAUUGCUGAUGCUGCGCCACACCACCGAGCCCCGCCGCGCUCUGGCGGAGGCGUUGCCGUGCUGCGCGUGGGCAGGCCAUGAGAGCCGCACCGCUACAGCCAGGCCGGCGCCGCCGCGGGCCACGAGCAAGCCCCGCCCGGGCGAGCGCAGCCCAAUGCAGACGCCGAGCCGCACAGCCACAACUGCAGAGCCCCGCUGCACGGAUGUGUUGAGGGAGCAGAUCAAGCGACCCAGUGGGCGGAUCCGGGUCCGCACAGGGUGGAUCCGGCCGCGGACCACCAGCAGCCGCUAG